Molecule: messenger RNA, 2045 nt
Organism: Oryza brachyantha (malo sina)
Lineage: Eukaryota; Viridiplantae; Streptophyta; Magnoliopsida; Poales; Poaceae
Product: protein trichome birefringence-like 28
Exons: 4
Coding region: 31-1311 (426 amino acids)
Cellular component (GO): Golgi apparatus
Molecular function (GO): O-acetyltransferase activity
Source: RefSeq, a predicted model, not a curated record
CGCUCCAUCCCUUGGUCCUCACCAUUGCAGAUGCAGAUGCGGAUGCAGCAGCGCCGGAAGCCGCCGCCUGCCCCCGCGCCGGUGCCCGCCAAGCAGCCCACCCCGCGCAGGACGCCCGGCCCGGUUUCCUUCGCCGCCGCCCUACUGCUCUCCCUCCUCCUCGUCGUUACCUUCCUCCACGUCAACGACCACGCCGUCGCCAGGCUGCCCCUCGCCCGCGCCAGACCCAGCGGCUCCCCCGACCUCCGCCUCCUCCAGGAGCAGGAGGCCGCGCACCAAAAGGUCAGCUCCAUCUACUUGGUCUCACCCAACACCACCACCACCAGGUCUUCGACCCCAACUGCUCCUCCACAUCCCAAAUUGCAACACAAGCAUCAGGUGGAGGUGGUGGCAGCGGGGAACAGCAGCAGCGGCGAAGGUUGCGACCUGUACAAGGGGUGGUGGGUGUACGACGCGGAGGGGAGGCAGGCGCCCCUGUACAGGGAGCCGGAGUGCGAGUUCCUGACGGAGCAGGUGACGUGCAUGCGGAACGGGCGGCGGGACGAGUCGUACCAGCGGUGGCGGUGGCAGCCGGAGGGGUGCGACCUGCCGGGAUUCGACGCGCGGGCUCUGCUGGAGCGGCUGCGGAACAAGCGGAUGAUGUUCGUGGGGGACUCGCUCAACCGGAACCAGUGGGAGUCCAUGGUGUGCCUCGUCCAGUCCGCCAUUCCCCAUGGACACAAGACGCUCACCAAGUUCGUCAACAACGGAUCGCUCAACGUCUUCCGAGCGCACGAGUACAACGCGACGGUGGAGUUCUACUGGGCGCCGUUCCUGGUGCAGUCCAACUCCGACGACCCGCAGGUGCACAGCGUGAGGGACAGGGUCAUCGCGUGGCGGUCCAUCGCCAAGCACGCCGCCAACUGGAAGGGCGUCCACUACCUCGUCUUCAACACCUACAUCUGGUGGCUCAACACCUUCGACAUCAAAGUGCUGAAGAACAGAGGCGCUGAUCCCAAGGGGAAGGGGAAGGAGGGAUGGUGGAGCAGCAGCAGGUACGCGCUGGUAGACCGGCCGAUCGCCUACAGGGAGGUGCUCAAGACGUGGGCCAAGUGGGUCGACAGGCGCAUCGACCCUACCAAAACCACCGUCUUCUUCAUGGCCAUGUCUCCCAACCACAUCACUGUUCAAAGAGGAAACAGACAGGGUCUUAGCUUUGUGCUGCUGCGGCACAUGGGCAACCUGGGAAAAUUCAAUCGUAUCCAUGACCUGCUUCCAUGGAGUAAAGGGAAGACGCAAAAAUCACUGCUGCGAUCAACUUGGGGUCCAUAACACACCCAUGGACCACUCCGUGCCAUUUGCAAACCACUGACCCCGUUCGUCCCAAAGGAAAAAAGAUCAAUUCAACUAAUGUAGUGCGCGUCUGGUGCAUUCAUGGUUUUGGAUUCUGUCACUAGUACUACCCACAGUAGACUAGUAGUGUUAGCGGUUGAACACACUUUUGAGCAGUACACAGGCAUAAAUUCAGUGAUCUUUCUUUUGAGGAUACAGCAAGUAGAACCAUAAAAAUGCAGCAAUGUAGAAAGAAGAACCGCACUGGAUCGAUUUGAGCUUAGAGACAGAUUGGCGAACCGAAGGAUCAUUUCAGUCUGCCUAGUAGAAUUAAUGUCAGCAAGUAUAUGAUUGGCAUUUUUAGUAGUAAAGAUGUUGAUGCGUGCAUGCUUACGUCCCCAUAUAUAUGGUCCCCAACAUUUCGCAAUCACCUGUUUGUCGCUUUCCUCGUUGAUGAAAUCAACCAAGGGAGCGCCACGUUCUAAACAGCUGUUUGUUUGUUUAGAGGAGAGUUAGUAAUAACUACUCCGUCUUUUCCUCUGUUUCUUUCUUCCGGGUAAGGUUUUACUACAGUUAUGCUUACGUCUUUUUUUCGGUUCUGAACAGCUAUAAACAACAGUUUGUUAAGAAGAGUUGUCAGUAAUAAACAAACCACGAAAAGCUGCAAACCUGCUGGCUCGUCUUCUUCCACUGUUUCUUUCUUUUCGUUUGAUUAAGGUUUUAUUACCGUUCAC